This is a messenger RNA of Gopherus flavomarginatus (Mexican gopher tortoise), 3722 nucleotides long. It is a transcript of the gene BANK1, whose product is annotated as B cell scaffold protein with ankyrin repeats 1. The coding region runs from base 117 to 2486 and encodes 789 amino acids. Gene Ontology annotation, biological process: B cell activation; signal transduction; negative regulation of B cell activation. Lineage: Eukaryota; Metazoa; Chordata; Testudines; Testudinidae. Gene Ontology annotation, molecular function: signaling receptor binding; protein tyrosine kinase binding. The record is from RefSeq and is a predicted model, not a curated record. The transcript has 18 exons.
GUAGGCUCCGCGGUGGCGGUGGCUAGGGAGGGAGCGACCCUGCCGGCUGCGCUCGCCCCCGGGCUCCACCUGCCCGGCGGAGAGGGAGGCAACGGGCCGCGCCCAGCAGGGGGACGAUGACGAGCCCCUCAGAAAAUACAAAGGACAUUCUGGUGAUUUAUGAAGAAGAGGCAGAAGAAUGGGCUUUGUAUUUAAAAUCACUUUUCAAACACAUUGUAAAGGAAGAAGGAAUCUUACUUUACAACCUAGAGACUUUAUCUUUUCAGCAUCUGGAGUCACACUCUCUAUCCUGUUAUAGAUGUAAACUUCUCAUACUAUCAAAUGGACUUCUAAAAUGCCUGGAUCAAAAGAGAAGAUAUUUUUUGGUCAGGGUCCUCGAGCCUCCAGCUAGGGUAGUGAUUCUACUUUGUGGGGUGGAGAACUCAGACGUUCUACAUGAGAUACUGACUUUAGACCAAAGAAGCCAAGAGAUCUCCACUGAUCAGGAUCCCGAGGAAUAUCUCUCCAUUGUUGCUGGUGUUAUUCAACAAGAUGAACCACAUAAUGAAGAAGUUGAGGAGUCAUUGUCUUGCAUCUAUGAAACAGUUCUUGCAGAUGAUUACCGAGACAACUCUGAAGUUAACUUGCAGUUGGAUGAAGGAGGCAUAUCGGUGAAAACAGAUGUGAGUUUGGAAACUGAGGUAGUUUCUGAAACGUUGGAUACUACAGGACCAUCUGUAUUGGUGCUACCAGGAAGGAUAUCAUGUGAGAACCCUGGUGAAAUAUUCAUUCUUUUGAGAGAUGAAAUAAUGGAAACUGUAGAAAUUGAAUUCGUAACAGAUAAUCGACGAAUUAGGACACAGCCAGCCUUUUGGAAUCAGAAGGUCAGAUGCAUGAAAGCUUUAGAUUUUCCUGCUGGCCCUGUAAAUGUAAAUGUCUACUGUGGGGGAGUCAUUAAGGCUGUGACACAGAUUGAAUACUACACAGCAGUAGAGGAGAUUGAACGCAUAUUUAAAAAAGUGGCUGAUCCAAUAGCUUUUGCUUGUCAGGCUUUCAAGUUUUCUUCUGUGGAGAAGCUUGACAGUACUCUGACCUUCUUAUUGAAAAGCAAGGAGUCUGCUUAUGAAUUCAGCGCUUUCCCAAAUGAAGUGCACCAUCAACAAGCUAAUUCCUAUUGGGAAGAACUUCCUACACUUCUCCACUGUGCAGCUAAAUUUGGAUUAAAGAACCUUGCUACUCUUCUACUCCAGUGUCCUGAGGCAAGUCAGGCUUGCAGAAUAACCAACAAACAUGGAGAGAACCCAGCACAUAUUGCUGGAAAGCAUGGGCACAACGAACUCCAAAAAAUCAUCCAAGAAUUGUCAAUUAAUACAACUGAUAAUGAAGAUGGUGAUCAGGAGGAGGGGGAAGAUGGAAUUUAUGUGGCCAUGCUGAGCUCAGGCCCUCACAUUACCUCUUCAUUAACAGACAAACAGAGCACAGGAGACCAGUGUGGAGUCAGACAGAAAGCCUGGGAGGAAUCAGGCAAGAGAAAAGAGGACAAGGAGGAAGAAAAGGAAGAGGAAGCUGAAGAAGUCAAGGGAGUAGAAGAAAAGAAAGAUGAAGAAAAUAAUUCAGAGGAAAAGUCAUACAGCUUUGAUGACAACGAUGACAAUUUAUAUGCCAGCAUACCUGAUGAUGAUCCUGAAGUGGGUGGAAGAGACUCCUUUUUCCUGGACAAGCCACCCCUACCUCCUCGAGCUCCAUCUCCCACUAUAAAACAAGAUUAUAUUCACUACUUUUCACAAGCAAGGAAAUGGGAAGAAGACAAAAAGGAAAGAGACGAGACUUCUGGUCAUCUGGAAGUAUACGGUGGAGAAGAGGAUAAAUCUGAGGACGAUGAAGAGGAUCCGUAUACUUUUGCCGACUUGGAUGACAGUGUGUAUGAUAUGAUACUGGCCUCUGAUGAGGAGAAAAGAAAACAACACGGAUCCUUUAUUAUAAACCGGCCACCAGCACCUGCCCCUCGUCCCUUGAGUUCCGCUAAGGAAGAGAACACUCCCUACAUAGUACAAGUGUUUCAGCAAAAGGGCACCAGAAGUCAGAGUGAUAACGAGAAGAUGUACUGUGCUUUCAGGAAGCAAGACAGAGUUCGAACUGACACUUCCACCUAUACCACUUUGAAACACAGCAUCCCUUCUGGACAGGAAGAACUGAUCCUUUUGCAGGAACAGGUGAAGAAGGGAGCAAUUACUGUGGAUGAAGCACUUGAGAAAUUUAAACAAUGGCAGAAUGAAAAAAGCAGAUUAGAAGUUCCACAGCAGGAAAAAGUACGCCAACUCAGAGAUUGCAUUAUUGGGAAGAGACCAGAAGAAGCAAUUUUGUAUGACAAAAUCACCAUUGAACAUCAUCCAGAUGUUUGUGGGGAAAGCCUUCGUUUUAGAGACCUGCUGAACACCACACCAUUUAACAAACAGUCUGCAACUCGAAACCCACCAGAAAAGGAACAGGUGCCUAAAGAUCAUUAAUGGAGUGCACCUCUCCAUUCUGUCUUGCAUCAGCUGCCUCUGUUCAGCAUCCCACACACGUAUCCAGUCUACAUCUUGACUUACGCUCAAUCUACUGCACAUAUUGCUAAGAAAAUGACCAUGCUCUCAUCACUGCAGUUUCUGCACCUUGGAAUCAUAUGGUUUGGGCGAUCCUGGCAAAAGUCCAGCAUUGCUGAAGAAAGCAGUAAUAAAAUGUUCUUGUCCAGUCAGCACUAAAUUUCACACUCUUUCCUUGCUGUUCCUUUCAGUUGAUUCUCUAAAUGAGAGGUUAAGAAAGAAACUGUGCCUUGUUUUGUGUAUCGUAUUUUAUCCUCAUUUCAACUGCUACAAAACUGUUAGAGAAGUGCAGCUAAGAAGUGCCACUAAAAAGCUGAAUAAGAUGCUUGAUUUAAAUGGACUCACAUGCACACAACUGAUGAAGUUAUAAAGACAGAGAAAUUGUAUGUUUUCCUUUCUGUUGUUUAAAAACAUUUUUAUACAAAUUUGUAAUGUCUGUUUAUACAGGAAACUUGCCUCUUUUGCCAGGAGGAAUGACUGUGUUCUAAUUAGAGCUACUUUCUAACAGCCAUGUCUUUGUAUAUUAAGUUUGGAAGUAAAUCAGGACACGUUAUCUGCAGCUAUAAGCAUGAUUACAAAAAAUAAUGUUUACAAGGCAGGUUUGUGUUUGUUUGUGUAUGUAUGUUUAAUAGUGUGCCUAGGGUAAACUAGAAACACAGAACCAGGCUCUGACCUCUGGUAAACCCAUGCAAUCCUAGUAAAACACAUGCAGUGACUGGCAUAACCAAGCAGAAUUUGACUCAAAUUGUGGUCUGCAUUCACAUAGCAACAUACUCAGAGAUUGAAAUGAGCACCCUCAGUUGUGCAGGAAAACUUACAAGAUUUGAAGAAAUGACCCUUCUUAUCCACGCAAGGGAAAUGUACAGGUAUGAAUAUGCAAGUUACACUCUAGCCAGUAUUGUAUCCUGGAGAUAGCACUCACACAGUGCGAGAACUGAUUGAAGUGUUCGUUGCCAGCAAUUUGGUUGUUGGUUUUUCUAUCUGAGAAUAAUUUUUGCAGGUCAUGAAUUUUACUGAUUUUUUUGGUUAUUUGUUAUUGAUUGACAAAUAAUUUUUCUCAACACAUUUAGGCCUGUGCCUUAUUCAUGCACUGUUCACAGUAAGUCAUAGCAGACAUUCAAAAUUCUCAGUCUGCCCUUUCAGCUGUGUAAGUAGGCA